AUGAAAAAAUUAUCUUUGAGAUGACAAAAAAGUAAAAUAAAGACCAAAAUGUGAGCACCACCAGAUAAGCGGUAGUCUCUGGCCACGAAAAUGUCUCCUCCGGCGGCCGGCGCGAUAGAACUCAGACCACUGGGCAAUACCGGCUUGAAUGUGAGCUCCAUCGGAUUCGGAGCCUCCCCACUUGGCAAUGUCUUCGGGAAUGUCUCCGAAGAAGAGGCUUUCGCCGCCGUCCGCCGUGCCUUCCGCCUCGGAAUCAACUUCUUCGACACCUCUCCGUACUAUGGGGGAACAUUGUCGGAGAAGGUACUCGGGAAGGCUCUGAAGGCACUCGGAGUAGCUAGAGAUCAGUACAUUGUGUCCACCAAGUGCGGGAGAUACAAGGAAGGCUUCGAUUUCAGUGCAUCAUGGCUCGAGACUUGAUGUUAAAAUUAACUAUAAAUAAUUGUAACCUACAGUGACCAUAGUACCAUAUUAAUAGCAUGCUCUAUUCACCGUAUUUUUAACUAGAAUCUGGAGGUUGGAAGUUGAAGUCAAGAGAUUAAAGUCUGAAUGCAAUA
Molecule: messenger RNA, 557 nt
Organism: Cuscuta campestris
Lineage: Eukaryota; Viridiplantae; Streptophyta; Magnoliopsida; Solanales; Convolvulaceae
Source: the annotation of a GenBank genome assembly